CCUGGACCAGGAGGGAGAAAUGGGUAUUGCGUUACGUUCGUGUUCAUCAAUUUUCUGUUUAAUGUCAGCGUGCGAGCUUCAUUGUGGCUGAGGGACGCGUCAUCCAGCCAUAAAUUUGCGAUUAUACAGCAUCGAGGAGACUGUUCAAACGGAUUCCGUCUCGCGCGCACACAGGCACAGGAUCCGGUGUUUCUAGAACACUACGUUUAGAGUUCGAGUGAUCGGAAAACCCCAGUGACUUCAUAAGUUAUUUAUUUGGAAUAAACAAUCCUAAUUAAUGCGAUUAUCGUUGAAUAAAUCAGUGACUUUAUGAUAGGCUUGUUUAAAGUUAGAUUACACUCGCAGGAAUUUAAGUCUGUUUGAGGAUUUAAAACGUCAGGAGGGUAAGGUUUUAGGCCUACACCUUAUCUAUCUUUUUGUUUUAUUCUCCUUUCUACAUACAUCCGAUCCCCUGUGUUAUGAAUACAGUUUUGUAGCGGACUGACGUUUUAUAGAACAUGACCGGGACAUACUUUUUGGUGGGCAAGGCAAAUACUCGAAUGAGUUCAAGACGACCUAUCCGAAGUUCAUAAAAGGGAUUAUUGAAUCUAGACAGCGUUCGAUGCGUCUGGCUUUUCCUCUGGAUUUGGGAUUUAUUGCUUCUCGACAGAAUGGAAAGCCGGGAUUUCGCUCCUCCACACCACCUCUUGACAGAGCGGGGCGCGCUGGUUCACCACGCCUCCUCUCGGAUAGCUUCUAGCGGCCGAGGCACGGUGCAGCACCCCGCUCACUUCCAGCCUGGAAAGUACUAUUCCUCUCACAUCGCCAUGGCCCCACAUUCAGGUGGUUCGUUCAUGGGCUCGUUUCUGGCCAGCAGUUUGGGCUCUCCCCCAUCUCACCCUGCCUCCCCUUCCUCCCCCUCCUACAGGGGAGGACCUCACUCCAGCACCUCCCCCAUCUGGUUCCCUCACUCACAUGAAGGGUAUCCCCGGUAUUCAGGAGGUCUGACUUCCCCCUUUCUUCCCAUGAGCUCCUUGGAUCACCAUAGCAACAGCAGCAUUCUCUACGGACAGCACCGCUUCUACGACACUCAGAAAGAUCAUUUCUAUUUGCGAAGCCUGCCGUCCCAGUCCCCUCUUCUCUCAACCAAUCAUAGCCUUCCGCCACUGUCUAGGACUGCCCCCGGACAUCCUCUGGGGUCCUGCAGCAGAGAAACAGACUCUGGGGGAGGAGGAGGUGGAGGGGGUCUCCAAAAGAGCUCCAAGGAACUGGGGAUGGUGGAAAAGAGUGUUUCGAAAGAGAGAUCCAUCAGCAAAGAGAGACACCAGGAGAGCAAAGAGAGACAUCAUCAUCAACACCAUCAACAUCAGCGUCAUCCGUUCUCUCAACCCCACUCCGUCCCCACUCACAUGGGUGAGGAGGACCACAGACACAAAACCCCCAACCUGCCCACAGAAUACAGGGACGACCCCGCAAACCAGGGCUCCAAACACAACUGUGCUCAACUUAGCAAACUAUCCAACGGAGACUCUGUGUCCAAGGACGGGUCCCUGAACAGCUGUGGGAGUGGAGGGGGUAGCAGACCCCAGGGUAGUGGGGGGACGAGGCGAUGCUCCAAGGAAGGGGGGGUGAGCGGGGAGAUGAGGAUAAGCGAAACUCUCCCCUCCUCCUCGUCAGACUGUCUGCGUCGAGCAGCCAUGAUGGGACCCCACAACCCCCAUGCCAUGGCUUCCUACUCCAUGCCCCCGCCCCCUCCUCCACCCCUACACAUGGGCCCUGCUGUGGGAGGGGGCUGGCUGCACCACCCUCAUCACCCCCAUCACCCUCACCCUGAGUUCUACUGCCCCCCUGCCCCCGCCCCACUCACCCUCACCCAUCCUAAAGACGGAGUAUCUGGGAGGGAGGUAAAAGUCUCUGGCCCAACGUACAUCCCCUCAGUCGGGCCUUUAGGGGACAUGGGGUCCCCUGACUGCCAUGGUGCUGGAGGAGGAGGAGGAGGAGGAGGAGGAGGAGGAGGAGGAGAUAAGGGUGGAAAAGGGGCAGAGAACAGCGGAGGAGGAGGAUCUAGUGAAAGUCUUCCUUCUCUUCAUCCUCAUCCUGAUCGUCCUCAGUCUAGUAGCUGCCAGAGGAAGCCCCCGUCCCAGACGCAGCAGCCACAGCCACAGCAGCAGCUGGGCUACUGCAAGGCAAACAAGCCCCCGGACUGGAACCAGAACCACAACUACAUCCAACACCACAGCCAGAACACCCAGGCCAACUCCCAGCCUCAGCCACAUAACCCUAACCGCCAGUCUGGGCCUCGCUCUUGCAGCCUAGAGGCCUCUUCCUCCAGGGGAGACCUGGAGGUCCUAGAGGUCUACCGGGCCUCCCUGCCUCUGGAAGCCCAGAGUGCUCACCCCAGGCCUGGGCACCAAGCCACCAAGACUGGGCCCUACGCCAGCACCCCGCCCUUCCGGGACUGUUCACACUCAGGUCCUCCUGAUGGAAAGGGGGGGUUGGGGGGGAGUGGAGGUGCCCAGAGAGAGGGACAGAAGGUUGCUAGGAUACUGCACCAGCGGCACAGUAGUCAUGGAAGCGGGUCGGGUUCUGAUGGAUCAGGGACUGAGAGGGGGGGAGAGGGGGGGAAGCAGAAUCAGAAGAGUGAGGGUGUUGUCAUGGGGUACAGGGGUCAAACUCCCCCCACGCUGCACCCCUGGGGGAUACCGAGGGGUCCCCAAGAAGACGAGAGGAGGAUCUCCCCAUACACAGAGUCCUACCCAGAUAACAAGACUCAAAACCACCACGAUCAACAGCACUGUAAGACAGCACCUCAUCCCUCCUCCCACUCCUCCCCCCACCCAGAAGGAGAGAGCAGCGCCAUGAAGAACCUGAUGAACUACAGUUCCCAGCAGCCUUUGCUGCUCUCCCAGAGGAGUCUCUUCGGGGGGCUGGGCUGCCUGAAGCCGGGGAGCGAGAAGGGGGGUAGAUCCAGCACCCCUCAGGAGCCCCCCAAACAGCCCCUACCACCCAGGAGAGGGUCCACCAGCGAGGGGGAGAGGAUGGACGGAGGGGGGAGAGGUAGAAGGGAGGCGGGGGAGACACACAGGGAGGGGGAGGUACGACAGCCCCCUGUGGGUAUAGCUGUGGCGGUCGCCCGGCAGAGAGAGCCCCCCCAACACCCAUCAGACACCCCCCCAGGACACAGCCGACAGGGCAGGGUGCUGCCCAGUGUCAAAGGUGUGUCUCGGUCUGUGUACCCGCUGGGCCGGGAGGCAGAAGAGAGGAAGAGGAUGACUGAGGAGCAGCUCAGCCUUCAUCACCUCGACCGAGACAGAGAACUCCUCAUCAGGGAAAGCCAGGAGAGAGUGGAGUUUGCCAGGAUCCACCCAUCCAGCAGUUGCCAUGGUGACCUGACCUCUCACCUUCUGGUGCCUGGCGGGGCCAGCCAAUUAGGUGGAGACCCUUCUGCUCACUCCCACCACCAUUGGAUGCAGCGGACUGGAAGUCCCUCCCUCUGGAUGGGCCAUUCAUAUGGUCUGAGCCAUGCUGCGCUGCACCAGAGUAUGGGCCCAGGGUUCGGCCCUGGCCUGCCUCUGUCCCAGGACCCCUCUGGCUCCCUGGUGGUCCUGCCCUCUGAGCCUGCACACCACCACCUGGAUGUGAUGGAGCAGUCAGCUCUGUGGCCCUCGGUCUAUGGAGCUCGAGGCCUGUCACCCCACAUGCAGCAUCACUCUGUUUACUCCCGUUCUCCGUUCCUACGACAACAGGAGCUCUAUGCCCUGCACCACCACCACCAACAACAACAACACAGGGCCAUGGAGCACAUGCACCGACAACACACACUCUCACAGAGGAAGGCAGAGGAAACCACUAUCACCAUUGAUGACCGUCCUCUCCAUGAGACCUCGAGAACCUCCCGUGCUGCUAAGCUCUUCUCCCACACCCCUCCCUCCAAGACUACCCCUCCCUCACAGCCUUCCUCUAUAGUGUGUCCUAGCAGCCACCAAUCACCCUGCUGCCACUCCCCUUCCAGGAGACCACACCCCCAGAACCUUCUAAACCCCGCCCCCAGCCCUGCGGCUGCAGCCCCAAGAUCCCCAGCUCUAAGCCCCGCGCCCUCACACCUGUCAAAAGUAGUGGAGAGAGGGGAAAGAGGAGAGGGGCAGCCGCCUCAGGAUUACCCACAAUCCUUAGAGCCAGAUCUUCCACCAGGUUACACCUAUCCAGAAAUCGCCAUGCGUUACAAGGCUGAUCCUUCCCUAGAGGAGGCUCGAUUUGCUGAACAUGCUGAUCUAGAGGUGGAGCCAACUGAACCCUGCCCUAAGCUCUGCCCACACAACACAAGGAUUGUGGAGAAUGAGGAUGCGGGAAAAGAGAAGAAGGGGAACGGCUGCACAGUUGUAGAAUCUAGUGGAGUUGUAGAAAGGGAACAAGAAGGAGCAGAGGUGGAUGGGCAAUCAGUAUCUGAGCCCCCACUAUUUGAAGUGAAGACCCCUGAAAUGGUGCCUUGUCCUGCCCAAGUUUCAAACUCCCCAUCCCCAGCCACAGUUCCAGCUCCAGCCCCAAUCUCUGCAUCUGAGGAUGCCCAGAAAGAAGAGGUCUUUGUGGGCAGCCUGGCUCAGCCAGCUGGCUUGAAAGACUCACAACCAGCAGAGGAGAAGAAAGAGGAGGAGAAGGAGGAAAGUUCAGUAGAGUUGAAAAAUAACCACAUACCAGAUUGUACUGAGAAGGAGAAGGAUAUAGAGGAGAAUGAGGAGAGAGAGAAGAGCAAGGAGGAGGAGGUAGUGGAGAAUGAGGAGAGAGAGAAGAGCAAGGAGGAGGAGGUAGAGGAUAAGGAGGAGAGAGAGAAGCGUAAGGAGGAGCAGAACGUAGAGGAGAAGGAGGAGAGAGAGAAGGGUAAGAAUGAGGAGAACGUAGAGGAGAAGGAAGGGGGUAGGAGGAGUCAGAGUGAAAUCUCUGUGGAGUUACUAAGCAGCCCCCAGAAUUCUCCAACCCCAAACCCAGCCCCAACCUCAGCCUCAGCCCCACCCCCAGCCCCAGCCCCACCCCCAGCUUCAGCCCCACCCCCAGCCUCAGCCUCAACCCCAACCCCAGCCCCAACCUCAGCCUCAACCCCAACCUCAGCGUCAGCCUCAGCCUCAACCCCAACCCCAACCUCAGCCCCAACCCCAACUCCAACACCGUCCUCUACCCUCAGUGAUGAUCCCUGCAUCUGGAGUCUGGAGCUUCUCAUCGCUGCUGCGCUGUGUGCCACCCGGGACGAACGCUACCCCGCUAUGCUCCCAUCCACCACAGCGCAGCCUGCCCCACGCCCACUCCCACACCGAGGCAUGGAGAUACUGGGAGAGUUGGCUGAGCUGGGGAUACUGCAGAGGAACAGGGAGAAGGAGAGAGCGACAGGAGGAGAGGACAUUUUGACCUUUGACCUUAGUAGCCUGGCGACCCUGGCUGCGGCUCGCAGUCUGGAGCUUGGGGAAGGAGCUCCAGGGAGUGCGGAGGGGAAGCACUGUCCCGUCAGGAUGACCUUCAACCUGCGACGGAAAUGUAGCUGGACGCCUCGCCACGAGCCGGUGUGUCCGGUGAAGGGUGUCAUGGAGACGGUGGAUGGGGCGGAGCUAGCGAUACGAGUCCAGCUAGCGGAGAUCCAGAGACGUUACAAAGAGAAACAGAGAGAACUGACAAAGCUGCAGAGAAAACAUGACCGCCAGAAAGCAGAGACCUCUCAUAGCCCUGCUCGCAGACGACCCGGUCGCCCCCGGAAACGCAAGUCUACCUCCAGUCCCAGCGCCUCAGACGGCCCCAAGAGACUCAGGGCGGAGGAUUAUGAAGCAGAUGGGAGCGGAGAGAAGCGGAGGAAGACGAUGACUAAUCAUGGCUUCCUCACGAGGAGAGGUCGUCCCAGCCUGAGCUCCCGACUAGCACGGAGGGUGACCCAGCUGAAGCAGAAGGUUGUGGCCCAGAGAGGUGCACCAUCAGGGGGCACGCACCGUCGCAGACGGGACCCCAGACCUGGAGCCCACGCAAACUGCAGAGAGAGUGGCACAGCAGCGGAUACUUCCAGUAACCAGCAGGACUGGGUGCCCAAUCAGGGGGUGAGGAGAAGGAGAGGUCGACCAAGGGUCAAACUGGGCGGACCUUCGACCAGAGUCCUCCGCAGAGGAGGUGUGGCCUCUGUGAAGCAGGAAAUGAACGAGGGGAAGAGCAACAGCGAGUGCUCAGGCCAGGAGGAGGAAGAAGAGAGGCGCUAUGACAGCGACGAAGGACUCAAUGACGUAAAUACAACGAUACCAUCCUCCAAAGACACGCCAACAAACUCUUCUGUGACUGGCCCAGCCGCUAAGCUCCAAGCCAAUCAGAAAGCCAGGAGCAAGGAGGAGAGGCAAGGUGAUGAUGUGAGCAUGCCCAGUGUGGCACUGAGGAGGAGAGGAGCCCCCUGCAGGCCAGGCCCUGCUACUGUAGAUGGGAGAUGCCCAGAGCUCCAGGAGCCACAAGGGGCUAGGAGAGAACCUGUACCCAGCUGGAGAGUCUCGUUAGUGGGCAACAGCCUCCAGGACAGCAGGGGGGUCCAGGGACCAGUGGCGGAGGCAAAGAGGAAGAUCUCGGGACAACAAAACUUUCUGGGAAAGAGGAGGGGCUGCUGGCUAGAGACUGAGACUCAGAGAGAGGACACCACCAGGGGCAAGAGGAGCAGGAAGAAGCAGGCUAAGGGGCGUGCAGUGAGCCGGCUUCUGGAGAGCUUUGCGGCUGAUGAAGGAUUCCGAUUGGACGAGGAGAGCAGCUUCUCUGAGGGGGAGGAGGAAGACAUGGAGCAUACACCUCACACACACAGAGAACCAGCACUGCUUAACUGUGUGUUGAGCAGGGAGAUGCUGGUGGAUGGUCUGAAGGUGUUGAUAUCUAAGGAGGAUGAGCUGCUGUAUGCUGCCCGACUACACACUCUGGACCUGCCUGACAUAUUCCGUGUAGUGAUCGAGGGGGAGAGAGGGAACAGGCCUAGGAUCUACUCUCUAGAACAGAUAUUACAAGAAGCGGUGUUGGACGUGCGGCCACAGACAGAGGCCAUCUUGACUGCUGGGACACGUGUGUGUGCCUACUGGAGCGAACGCUCCCGUUGUCUCUACCCUGGAAACGUCCACAGAGGGGUUCCGGGCGAGGAGGAGAAGGGAAGUGUGAUGGUGGAGUUUGAUGAUGGAGACAGAGGAAGGAUCUCGCUGCCCAACAUACGCCUGCUGCCCAAUGGGUACCAGGUACACUGUGCGGAGCCAUCUCCAGCCCUGCUCUCAACUGAACGUUGUGGUCGCAGAAGCUCCACCCAGGACAGUAGAGACAAGCCAACAGAGGGACCAAACAAUGAAGAGGCAGAAGGAAGGAGCCAGGAGAGGAGACCAGUUGGACGACCAAAGAAGGUCAAGCCAGAGGCCAAUAGUUCAGCCACGACAUCGUCAGAGAGAGUAACCGGGGGCAACACUUCCUCGAUAAGCUGGCCGGCGAAGAGACUUCCAGCGGACUUCUUCCUGUUUAACGGGACAUCCCGUAAAACCCACCGAGUGUGUCGCCAGCGAGACCUGGGGGUGUUCCACCGCCCAGCCACACACCCCCUCACCCCUCCCACACCCCUCAAGUGCAUCUUUAGUUCCCCCUUUGAGGUUGACUCUUUCAGUAGCAUCGCCAACGGUUACGCUGGAGCCUUCAGAAGCGGAACCCACCGGCCUGUUACCACGGUAACACCCCUGGUGCUAAGUGACUCUGUCGCCAUGACAACGGCACCCUCCAACAGGAAGUCGAGUGACAGGUACAGAAAACAGUUCCUGGUGAAGCUGGACCACGAGGGCGUGACCUCGCCCAAAACAAAGAAUGGGAAAGCUCUGCUGCGUUUGGGGGGCGGCAGGGGGCACAAGGGUCCAUCUGCAGGGGCAGAGAGGGCACCUCUCAGGUACAUCCACCCUGCCCUGGUGGUGAAGGAGGGGGCACCUCUCAGGUAUAUCCACCCUGCCCUGGUGGUGAAAGACAGAAAUAAAGGAGAAAGAAGAGGAGAGAGUGGAAUGUCCAAGUCUGAGCCGCUCCUGAAAGGGGCGCCAGCCCUCAGAAAGGGGCUCCCCUCGUCUGGUUUAGUGGGUCUGGGGGGAGAGUUUGGUACUCUGGACUGCCCCAGUGACUGCCCUAGCUCUUACUCUGAGCUGGAUGAAGAUGAUGAUGAUGAUGGAGAUGAAGACGUAGCUCGGAGGAGAGCAGCAGCGGCGGGCGCAGGACGUUUCCUCUCACGUCUUUCUGUUUGCUCCUCGUCCUCUUCCUCUUCCUCCUCUUCUGGCUCCCUCUCUUCUUCCUCCCUCUGUUCUUCCGACUCCUCCUACUCCUCUGACGAAGAAGAAUCUUCAUCCCUCCUUCUCCGCCGAGCGCUGCUCCAGCAGCAGAAACACAAACACAAACAGAGCUUGACGUCUAACACCUUAACCCCUGACCCCACCACAAAGCCCAACCCAAGCCCCGCCUCAGCAACACCACACUCCUACGUUGCAAAGGCAGCCAUGUCUGUCACCGGGGAGUCUAAGGUUAGAGGAAGUGACAGAGGAGAGGACAGGAAGGAGUACACAUCAAAGGGGAGGACCAAUAGUAGCAGCAGUGCAUCCAAAAGCCAAACCAAGAGGAAAGGUGGAACCGUCUCCAACACACACACUCUGUCUCUCAACACACACACUCCGACCCCCAACACACACAACCCGGCCUCCCAGCCCAAACCUCCCAAGGAUCACCCAGCAGAAAAGAGGCAGAGGAUGUUGUCACCGAUCCCCCAUCCUAAUAUGUCCGCCCUCCUGCCGGGUCGCCAGCUGUGGAAGUGGUCUGGAAAUCCCACACAGAGGCGUGGUCUGAAGGGUAAGGCCCGUAAGUUGUUCUACAAGGCGAUUGUGCGUGGUGGUGAGACGGUGCAUGUGGGGGACUGUGCUGUGUUCCUGUCCCCCGGUCGGCCCCAGCUGCCCUACGUGGGGCGGGUGGAGAGCCUCUGGGAGUCCUGGUCCUCCAGCAUGGUGGUCAGGGUCAAGUGGUUCUACCAUCCUGAGGAGACGAGCCUGGGGAAGAGGCCACAUGACGGAAAGCAUGCUUUGUACCAGUCGAGCCAUGAGGAUGAGAACGAUGUCCAGACCAUCUCCCACCGCUGUCAGGUGCUCAGUCGCACCGAUUACGAGCACCUGAUUCGCCGACGAAAGCCAGGGGGUGGGGCCCAGGAUCUGUUUUACCUGGCAGGGACCUACGAGCCAACCACAGGCCAGCUGGUUAGCGCCGAGGGCGUGGCCAUCGUCCCCUAGCAACAACUAUGGAGUGUAAACAAAACAAAGCCUUAAAGAUGGAAGCCUCAUCUCUCCAGGAUGAAUCCAGCUACUGGUGCUGGUGUCAGUGAAGCAUGGUUCUGUCCAAAUCUAGAAGAGUUUGGAAAUGAGGACCUUCCUUGGUUCUAGUUCCUGCUGGUUCUGGAUCUUGGUUCUGGGUCCUAUCUGGGUGUGGACGAUCCCAACCCAAAAAGGGAUAACAGCACUUUGGACCGCAGCACUGAAGUCAUCUGAUCUAAUGAUCUAGUGAUCUGAAGAGGGACUACAGUACUCUACUGACCUUCUGAAACUGACAGACCGUGUCCUCGCUACGUCUUGUCUCUAAGAGUUGUUUUACUGUCUGUCACAGUCAAAAACUGUCAUAGACUGACUCUCUGGCAGUUUGUCAGACUGUCAUAGACUGACUCUCAGUCAGUUUGUCAGAGACUCCUGUGACUCUUACUAGGUUGUUGCUGUAAGUGAGAAUGUGAUGUGUUCACUUCUCAGUCUAGAGACCUGGUUAAAUAAGGGUUAUAUAGAAGACAUAAAAUAGAGACUGGGAAAGGGAGUGAGAGAGAGAGCGAGAGAGAGAGACUGACUACACUGGUGGCUACACUGCUCUGAUGAUAAAUGAAUGACGGCAGGAUUGAGAAAUCCCAAAAGGACCAAAAACACUGUAGUUCUGAAGUGUGUGUGUGAGAGAGAGUAUGUGCUGAGUGGUUGUAAUGGAUGCAUUUGGUCCUUGAACAGCUGAGAGUAAAUAGUGCUUUAGUGCAUUUGCGGUGUGUUUGCGAGUGUGUGUUUGCGUGUGUGUGCGUGCGUUGUUCUCUCGUCUAGACCUCACCAUGGAAACCCUAGAUGUCUUUAACACUCAAAAAGUAAACCUACUAAACCUAAAUCUAUGAAUAUUCAUAUAUCAAUGGAUUUACUAACCGCUUCUUCUCUAGACAGAAAACAAGACAAAAAGGAAUGAUUAUUUCUACAGUCAAGCCAUACACUUCAAUACCUCUCAUAUCCUUCUAUUCAGGUACAGCUGAAUGAUUUGUCUAUUUCUGUGUGUUGUACAGCAUUAUGUAUAAAGACUUUAAUAUUCAACUGGACAUAGUAUACAUAUAUAAUAUACAUGAAGAGAGAACUAUAUUCCUCUUUGUUGCUCUUUACGUUGUUAUUUUUUCAAUGACUGUUGAAUAGUUAUUUUGGCUUAGGGGGAGGAGCUUUAAGACUUCUUCUCUUUCUGCACUGAGUACGUUGUGGAGAUGGGAUGGGGUCCAUGAGGGGUAAAGCUGUAAAUAUGCGACGGGAUGGGUUCAAGUCCCAUUUUGGGGGUUAGUGUGGAUUUAGUGACCGGGGAUGUUUUUAUAAGAAAAGUGGAAAAUGAUUUUUUUGUUCACAUCAUCAUUGGUCUGGUUUUGUAUAUUGUUCUUCUAGGUUUUAUUGUCUAUAAUAAUGUUGCUUAUUCUCCUGUGGGGGUUUCAAAUGUAAAGUUCUUUGUUUUUAGAAAUACUGGAAAGUUUUUUUCUAUUCGCUGAUCCUUAAAGGUCCAGACUAGAGAGUUCUAGAUGUUCUAUAUCUAUAUAUUCCUAGAGGAAAUCUAUGUCUAUUUAUCUGGCCUAAAAAAUACUAAACCAAAGCGCAUCUAUGUUUCGUUUCAUCACAUUAGAAUGCAAUAUGAAGAAAUAUAAAAAUAUGAAAAUAUUCAAUAAAAUCUGAAUUCGGAGAUCCCUGCAAUCAUAUUCAAGUAGCGCACCUGGGUUUCCCUCCUACCUGUUGGCAUAGGACAUGGCUUAACAUUCACCAUCAUGUUGCCAUGGGAACACAGCAACUUUAUCUUCCUGCACGUAGCUUGGCUCUUGCACUUGAAGGCUCCAUGACAACCAUAUGGCAUCUCAUGACUGUGAAGGACAAUCAAAGCCAAUCAAAAGAGGGGAAUGUCUAUAAAAAAAAAUGAUUAAGGAUCCAAUCAAAAUUGUGCUUAAUCUUUUCACUUUUCUUCCUGCUUUGCCAAAAAUGUGUCUUUCUGUUUUUAUUUUUAUUUCACCUUCCACCCUUUCUUGCCAGUUAUACAUGCCUGGGAUGACUGUGUUUUCAGUGUUGGGGUUUUCACAAGGAGAACAUGAAUGCCUUUUCAUAUGAGACGUACAUGAACUGACUUUUUUAAACAACAUUGUUGCUGUAACACUAUGACGCAAAAGCUUAAAAUAAAUCUAAUGUGAACAUCCAUGUUAUAUUACUUUUUGUAGGUCUUUAAACAAUAUUUUAAAAGCUGUAUUUUCUUAAAGAAACACUGGAUUCAGUUCUAAACAUCACAUUGGGUGAAGGGACAUCAUCUUUGCGCAACCUGUUUUGAGACCAACUGGAAACGACUUACUUUGUAGGUUUGGUAUAUAGUUUGUGACAAUUGUCUCAGUCAUUGUUGGAAAUAUGACUAAAAUAUUUCCCCUGUGUAAAAAACAAAGUUAUUUAUCUUAAUUUUAUUGCCUUUCUGUUGCAUUUAAUUAAUAAAAAAAAUGCUCAAAAUGA
Molecule: messenger RNA, 11780 nt
Organism: Oncorhynchus mykiss (rainbow trout)
Lineage: Eukaryota; Metazoa; Chordata; Actinopteri; Salmoniformes; Salmonidae
Gene: bahcc1b
Product: BAH domain and coiled-coil containing 1b
Molecular function (GO): chromatin binding
Source: RefSeq, a predicted model, not a curated record